Symbiodinium natans is the source of this 945-nucleotide messenger RNA. The record is from the annotation of a GenBank genome assembly. Lineage: Eukaryota; Dinophyceae; Suessiales; Symbiodiniaceae.
AUGUCCAGGUUCAUGUUGUGGCCAUUGCUCUGGAUCUUGCCUCUGAUUCUCUGCACCGCUACUUCGGAGGAUGGCUCUGCUCCUGCUUCUGAGCCUGAGGAGUGUGAGCUGCAGAGGCUGAGCAUGCUGCAAGCGCGAAGCGUCCUGAGUUCCAGCCCCAGAUUGCCUUGGGAUGACCGCGUUUUCGUGUUCGGAACCUACCAUAAGGGUGGCUCCACCAUGAUGGUCAACAUUGUGGAGAGGGCUUUCAAGGCCCUGGGGGCAGACAUGGACGUUGACAGCUGCUUCAGGGGCGGGUUCCUGAAGAACAUCACGGAGUGCAUGCGGAACAACGUCACCAGCAUCCGUCUCUUCACCGGGUUCUUUUGCCCCCGGGACCUGGAGGAGACGAAAGCUAUUCAGAAGCCCCGGGGGGCGCGCACCGUCAUGGAGAUCAGAGACCCACGGGACAUGAUGGUCUCAGCAUACUGCUUCGCCAAGUCAGGUGGGGACUAUGGAGUGCAGAUCUUCCCCUUACAUGCAGAGAAGAUACCGUUUCCUGAGAUCCUCACAAUGGGACCUGCUGAGGGCCUGCGCGUCAUUUCCCAGCAGAUGUUUGGUCUUCUUGACUGCAUGAACAGGAGCCAGCAGAAAGUUAGGGACGACCCUGAUGUGUUGGUGGUGCGCUAUGAAGACUUCGCAAGGUCUUCGCGCGAUUUCGAUAAGAGGGUGCUGCAGAUGUUUCACUUCCUUUUUGAGGAUCUCGUUUCGCCGGCGCAGUACCGUGACAUGUGGGAAGCAGUGAAAGUCGAGGAUUUGAACAGGCAAGAAGAGUCGGGGAACACAAACAUCACCGAGCACACGAACGACGAUGAAUGCAUGCGCCGUUCAACUGCGGUGCUCCGAGCACUGCCCGACAUCAAUGCCAAGGUUCGAGAUUUCCAGAGGUCGCUGGGGUAUGCCUAG